Messenger RNA from Linum tenue, 860 nucleotides. The record is from the annotation of a GenBank genome assembly. Lineage: Eukaryota; Viridiplantae; Streptophyta; Magnoliopsida; Malpighiales; Linaceae.
GCUUCAAGAAUCAGCAAUACGACGCCGAUUCUAUCUCCAACCGAUUCUUUGAAGUUCCAGCGCCUACUUUGUCAUCGAUCGUCUACCAUUAGGGUUCUAUCUUUCGCGGCGGCGCUAAAUCCCACACAAAGCCGGCCAACCAAGUUCCGAGAGAGGAGUAGAAGAGAGAAAAAUGGGAGGCAAGUGUCCAAGCAGGAAGGUUAAGAAGAGAAGGUUCUCUCACAAGCAGGCUCGCCGCACCAAAUUCGAACUCAUGGGCGACGACGCGGUCUACGACCAGUUGCAGAAGCCCGACGGCGUUAGGAAACCGAUGCCCUUCGACGAGGAUUUGCCCGGCAUGGGCCAGCACUACUGCUUGCACUGCGACCGAUUCUUCGCAAACGUGACUGUGAGAGACGAGCAUUUCAAGACCAAGAAGCAUAGGAGACGGGUGAAGAUGUUGAAUGGACCUAAACCUCACACUCAACUUGAUGCCGAGUUAGCAGGUGGGAUGGGGAUGCCAGACAACGGUCCGAAGCUUAUGUCAAUGUGAACCUAAAAGAUUUAAUUCCUUCUCUUUACCUCGCAUCUUCCCUUUCUGUAGAAUUCGUUGAGAAGUUAGCAACUUAAAAGGUCAUCUCUUAACUUGUGUGACACUGCCCUAUAGUGUUUCUCCUGUUUCUGCAUCAAUACAAAUGGCAAUUAGCUACCCUCUAAGUACCAAGUCAAUUGCGAAUCGGCUACCUUCCCCUCGCCUCUUGCAAUUGCAUGCUUGUUUCCUUCAUGUUGCCUUAUUCAUGGUUGUAUCAAUUUCGUUGUCUUGUUCUGCAUUCAAUUCAAUUGAAUGGUGUUGUUGGUUUAGCCCCUGUGUCUUCUCUGCC